Zychaea mexicana is the source of this 1839-nucleotide messenger RNA. RefSeq lists its product as uncharacterized. The record is from RefSeq and is a predicted model, not a curated record. NCBI's taxonomy places the organism in Eukaryota, Fungi, Mucoromycota, Mucoromycetes, Mucorales, Lichtheimiaceae. The transcript has 6 exons. Bases 215 to 1807 code for a protein of 530 amino acids.
GAAAAAAGUUCUGGGUUAGCUGGAAUGCCAAAAAAGAAAAUAUGCAGCUAAUUUCUCACGUAGCUUUGCUGGCAGUGGAAAUAUUGGGGAUAUUGAUGAGAAGACUGGGGCCUGUCGUUGUUAUUGAAAGCAUUUUUCGUCUUGGACGUGUGCUAUAUAAGAAGCAGACCGGCCCCAAUGUCUUCCUGUUCCUCGUUAUAUAUACAAGCAAACAAUGAAGCUCAAAAGCGUCAUCGUGGGCUUGCUGCUCUCCACAGCAACUUCCGCACUAGCUGCAGCAGCGGAUCUGGCGUGUUCGGAGGAUGCCGUAGCUGCUUACACCUCUACGGAAAACACCGCUUCCACACUCCAGGGAUUAAUUGAUGAAGCUGCACUUUCAGGCGAUCCCGUUGUAAACCUUUUUCCUGGCCAAUUCAUCUUGUCUGCCGAUGAGCCCGUUCAAUUGAAGCCAGGCGUAUCACUGCAUGCUACUGGAUUUGGUGAGAAUCCAACAAUUCUUACUGGUCCUAAGGAAGCCAACCUGACAGCAACCAUUAAAGUUCCGGCCAAGAAUAAAGGGUGGUCCAUCAAGGGCAUCGUUUUUGACAACGUCAAUAUUGAAAUCGAACCUCAUACCAACGGUGACGAAAGUAGUGUCCUGGGUAACCUCUUUUUGAACGGCGGCCGUGGAUCCAUCAUCUCAUACAGCGGCGAGAAUCUUUACAUCGAUGGCAACGUCUUUUUGCGUGAUUUUGAGCACCGUGGCACGGUAUUGAUCCCCAAGAAUGAUACCACCAAUGCUGGCGUCGUGUUCCAAACGCAAAAAAGCAGUGUUGUUUCCAACAACAUCUUUGGCAUGGAUCUACGCCACCUCGACGAUGUCUAUCCUCACGUUGCACCCCAAGUCCAAACUGUUCUCACCUCGCUUCGCUUUGUCCAACAGUGCCUUGGCCGAGACCUAGACGACCAGCAAGGCUUUUUAGCCUCGGGCGUGCAAAUGUACUUUAGCAACGACAUUACGAUCAGAGAAAACAUUCUGAACGGCACGUUGCCUGACACGAUCACGUAUGGUCAAGACCACGCGAUCAGCAUUGUGGGCAGCAACCAAACGUACAUUUAUCAGAACUUUUUCGGCGGAUGGCAGAUUGGUGACUUUGGUGGCGCGACCCGAUUCACUUCGGCUGUGGAUGCCUUUGUCGUCUCCAACUACCUGGCCAACAAUGCAGUCAUGAUGUAUGCAGCCGUGCACGCCGACUUUAUGCAGGUCAGCAACAUGGUGGUCCACAAUAACUUUUUCUACAAGUUUUUGGGCGAGCAGGUCGCAACCAAAGACAAGGAAUUGGAUGGCUGGCUGUAUGAGGGCGUCACCUUCUUUGACUUUUACACCGCCCGUUUGAAUUAUACCAUCCGUCCGCCUAUCUGGAACAGCAGUGUGCCGAUCUCACCCUGGGGCUGGCAUAUCGUGGUCUCGGACAACAAGUUUGGUGCUGCUGACGGAUUGGACCCCAACGUCAUCAGCUUGGGCAACCUGGACUUGGAGGAUGCAUUGGUCGACAGAAAGAACUGCUAUGUGACCGACCCAUUGGUGCCUGGAUCAUCCGAAGGUGCCACUGUCCCUAUCGUGUGGCGACAGACGUUCGAGCCCGGUAUCUUUACUCGCUAUGGUGGCAAGGUGCCCAAGCACUUUGAUAUUCAUACAGACAAGGAUCUGAUGGGUAACACGCCUGCGCAUUUGCGUAAUUUGCCAAUCCCGUCAUUCUGGAAGGCCUUUACCCUUGCCAAUGAUACCAUUCCUAUGAUGGACCCUUCUGCAGCAUGCAUUGCAUGAUUCUAUUUAAAUUAAGCCACAUUUUCAAAAAU